Molecule: messenger RNA, 1136 nt
Organism: Aspergillus uvarum CBS 121591
Lineage: Eukaryota; Fungi; Ascomycota; Eurotiomycetes; Eurotiales; Aspergillaceae
Product: GNAT family N-acetyltransferase
Exons: 3
Coding region: 245-916 (223 amino acids)
Molecular function (GO): acyltransferase activity, transferring groups other than amino-acyl groups
Source: RefSeq, a predicted model, not a curated record
AAAUAAAUUUCCCCUUCUUCCCCGCGCAUACGCCCUCCGAUUGACAUCUGCCCUUUCCUUUACUCAUACCUUCCCUCUAGUCCACCCAGCACGAACUUAUAAACCCACCACCUUUCCAUCCCCAUCCUCAAUCCAGUCCUUACCCUAAACCAAACCAACCCCCCACAAAGCAAGCCAACCCCCCUCUUUCCCCAAAGAACACCCUCAAAGCAACGCAAAAAGAAAAAACAAAAAAACAAAAAAAAUGCCCGCCCUCCUCGAAGACCCCCUCACCACCCUCCCCGCGCCAGCAGCCGCACAAACCGCCGCGCCCACCCUUCUCCCGCGCAAGGCAACCCUCAAAGACGCCACGCCCGUCACCCUAUACCCCAUCGCGGGCGGGCCAGCCACCGUCCCCGAGAGUCUGGUAGCCUACCUGCACCAGGAAUUCAGCGCCGAGAUCGUCCGCGGCAGCACGUAUCCGAUGGAGGAGCCGAUGACGCUCGAGACCUUUAGGGGGUAUUGGUUUGGGACAUUUGCGGUUGUGGCUGUUGUCGAUGAGGAGGACGACACUGAUGGACAGGGGCUGGGAUUGGUGGAGGGUAGGGAUUGGGCGCGCGUGUGUUUGGGGACGUUUUAUGUGAAGCCGAAUUAUCCGGGUCGGUGCUCGCAUGUCUGUAACGCCGGGUUCUUUACGACGCCGGCGGCGCGAGGGCGCGGUGUGGGAAUGGUGAUGGGGCAGACGUAUUUGGAGGUUGCGCCGGUGUUGGGCUACAAAUACUCCGUCUUCAACCUCGUCUUCGCCAACAACACCGCCUCCGUCAGGAUCUGGGAGAAGCUGGGCUUCCAGGUCAUCGGCCGGGUGCCGCGCGCCGCGCGCCUGGCCAACAGCACCGAACUGGUUGAUGCGUUGAUCAUUGGGCGGGAUCUGGUAUAAACCUGAAGGGCUCAACUGUCUCUCGCUGCACCCCUGCAUAUCGAUAUACCCCAAGACGGGAGGCACCUGUAAAUACUAUCACCGUUUCUUCGAUUCCCACUGUUUGAUAGACCAGAUAAAUAUAGAUUACUGUACUUGCUCGACACCACACCAGCAAAAAUGACACCGCUGAGAAAUGCAUGAGGGGGAUAUCAAUCUGCAAAGACACGCAAAAUCGGCU